Micropterus dolomieu (smallmouth bass) is the source of this 3759-nucleotide messenger RNA. RefSeq names its product nuclear transcription factor, X-box binding 1 (gene nfx1). The transcript is spliced from 24 exons. Bases 132 to 3404 code for a protein of 1090 amino acids. Gene Ontology annotation, molecular function: zinc ion binding; RNA polymerase II transcription regulatory region sequence-specific DNA binding; DNA-binding transcription factor activity, RNA polymerase II-specific. Lineage: Eukaryota; Metazoa; Chordata; Actinopteri; Centrarchiformes; Centrarchidae. Gene Ontology annotation, cellular component: nucleus. Gene Ontology annotation, biological process: negative regulation of transcription by RNA polymerase II. The record is from RefSeq and is a predicted model, not a curated record.
ACAGACCGGAAGUUCGGCUCUUUGGCUAACGUCGCUUGUGUUAGCGCUAAGCUAACGUAAGUCUCGGCACGCCGGUUGUCCUCAAACUUGUGGCGUAGGAGAAGCAACCACCGGAGUGAACCGGUAACUGAAUGGCUGAGGGCUCCUCAGACCCACCUGACCUCAAUCCAGAUGAGGUGUCGCAUCAAAAACCAUAUCAGCACAAAUCCAGAAGGGGCCGCCCCAGACACAACAAUGACAGAAACCUGAGUAGUAAUAGUUACGAUCCUUCCCAACAAUAUGGACACUUUCAGCAGGGCUUUAACCCCUCGUUUAGCCAUGAUAAUUCAAAGUAUGCAUUGCAUCAGCAUCUUCCCUACCAAGGAGAGGAUGGAGCCAGAAGGCGAGGUAGAGGGAGGAGAGAGGGGAAUAGAAGUGUAAAUGGGAAUUUUGGUGGCUCUGGUCCCUGGUGGCAAAGGGCCGGAGGUGACUGUGGCUCGUACAGUGGUAACAACAGAGGUGUGGGGGUUGGUUACUCAGGGGCACAUUCCAUGGAUGGACCUGAUGGACCCAACUGGCGAAGAGAAGACGUGAGCAGGAAUUUGGAGCAAACCAAUGAAGAACAGGAUGCCCGGGCUAAAAAACCCAGGAAGUUUAGCCAGGAGCAGAGGAGAGGACAACAAAAUGAAAAGGGUCCUCAGUUAAAGGAGGACAACACUCCAGCAGGGGGCCAGAGGUCAAAAGGAGAAAACCCCCAUUUCGACAACAGGGAAAGAACUCAGAGGAGCAGGACAGGUCCAGACUUUCAACACGACGAUCAUCAGAGGAAACACAGCGAGGCAAAGCGACGGCAAGGACCAAUCAAACCGCCCAAGCCGCCGCCCCAAGAGGAGCUGGGCUCAGAGAGGGCGGGCAGUGUCCAAGAUGACUCUGGUCAUGGCAGAUCAUCUCAGGAUCCUCCCUUUAAAGCUGGUCGAGGAUCAGGACGACACGUACCCCUUCAGGCCAGAGGGGGAAGAAGAACACAAAACCACAGGCCAGGACAGAAGGGCUGGGACAAGAUGCCAGAGAGCAAAGAGACACAGACAGGGUGUCUGAUUGAACAGCUGUCUGAGGAGAAGUACGAGUGCAUGGUUUGCUGUGACGUCAUCCGGGUCAUGGCCCCAGUGUGGAGCUGCCAGAACUGUUUCCACGUCUUCCACCUGAACUGUGUCAAGAAGUGGGCUCGAUCCCCGGCCUCUCAGGCAGAUGAUUCAGGUGAAGGUUGGCGUUGUCCAGCCUGCCAGAAUGUUGCACUGAAACAGCCAACCUCCUACACCUGCUUCUGUGGUAAAGUGACAAACCCAGAGUGGCAGCGCAGUGAGAUUCCCCACAGCUGUGGUGACAUGUGUGGGAAGAAAAGGAGCGGAGUGGACUGCAAUCAUCCCUGUAACAUCUUAUGUCACCCAGGACCUUGUCCACAAUGUCCUGCCUUUGUGACAAAAUCCUGUAUCUGUGGGAAGACCAGCCAACCAAUGCGCUGUGGCCAGGGUGUGGUGCUCCAGUGUGACAAGGUGUGUGGCGCCUUACUCAAUUGUGCUGAACACAACUGUGCCCAGGUGUGCCACGGUGGGGCGUGUCAACCCUGCCAGCUGCAAGUUCAGCAGAUGUGCUACUGUAACGUUACGGCUCGUAAAGUCCUGUGUGGCACAGAUAAAGAAGCUUUUGACGGUUCAGGGCAUUUCUCCUGUCAAAAAAUAUGUAAUAAGAUGUUAAACUGUGAAGCUCACCGGUGCCAGCAGGUGUGCCACUGUGGUCCGUGCCAGCCGUGCCCUCGCUCCCUGAGCCUGGUGAAGACGUGCCCCUGCAGUCAGACACCACUGGCCAAACUCCUAGAGCUGGGCUACUCUGAACGGCGAAGCUGCUCUGAUCCCAUCCCCUCCUGCGGGAAGACCUGCAACAAACCCCUGGCCUGUGGCUCCAGUGACACCAUCCAUCUGUGUGAGAACUUGUGCCACGAGGGCAGCUGCGGGCCCUGCUCCCUGACCUCUACUGUCAGAUGCAGAUGUGGCUCCAAGACUAAGGAAGUCCCAUGUGCAACAAUUCAAAAAGAGGAUGAGCUUGUUUUCACUUGUGAGAAGCGCUGCAACAAGAAACGCUCCUGUGGCCGACACAAGUGUGGCGAGCUGUGUUGUGUGACUACGGAGCACAGGUGUCCCCUGAUCUGUGGCUACAAGCUCAACUGUGGCCUCCACCGCUGCCAGGAGCCUUGUCACCGUGGAAACUGUGAGCCCUGCUGGCAGUCCAGUUUCGAUGAGCUGACGUGUCACUGCGGGCUCACUGUCUUGUACCCGCCCAUCCCCUGCGGCACAAAGCCACCAGAGUGCAAAAACAUGUGUACAAGAAGACACGAGUGCGACCACCCAGUGUUUCACAACUGCCACAGUGAAGAGAAGUGUCCACCUUGCACAUACCUUACUCAGAAAUGGUGCAUGGGAAAGCAUGAGCAACGCAGCAACAUCCCGUGUCAUCUGCAAGACAUUUCCUGUGGGCUGACAUGUAAUAACACGCUGCCAUGCGAAAUGCACCGCUGCAGACGGAUCUGCCACAGGGGCGAGUGUUUGGGAGACGGCAGCUGCCAGCAGCCCUGCACGCUGCCUCGUUCAGACUGCGGCCACCCGUGCGCCGCUCCCUGUCAUAAAGGCGGCAGCUGCCCACGCACCACCUGCACUGCCAAGGUAGCUGUACAGUGUGAUUGUGGUCGAAGAAAGGAAACGGUGGUCUGCAGUGAAGCAGCCAGUUCAUAUCAGAGGUAUGCAGCCAUCGCCAUGGCCAGUAAACUGUCUGACAUGCAGCUCGGUGACUCUAUGGACAUCGGCCCGUACCUCACUAAGAAGGAGCUGAAACAGACCAGGCUUGAAUGUGACCAAGAGUGCGCUACUUUGGAGAGAAACAGGCGUUUGGCGGAGGCGUUGCAGAUAGACUCAUCUUCUGACCCCUUCGGUGUCCGCUCCACCUCUGUGUACAGCGACAGCCUCAAAGAAGAUGCCAGAAAAGACCUGAAAUUUGUCACAGAGAUAGAAGAGGAGAUCAGGAAUCUUGUUGAACUUGCAAAUAAGGGAAAACAGUUAAAGAGGAGCCACCGUUUCGCGCCCAUGAACAGAGAACACCGUAAGAUCAUCCACGAGCUGGCCGAGGUCUAUGCCGUGGAGAGCGUGAGCUACGACAACGAGCCCAAACGCAACGUGGUCAUCACCGCCCAAAAGGGGAAGUCGGCCUGUCCGAACUCGACGCUCACAUCACUGAUAGAGCGAGAGACGGCUGUGAGGGCCCCUCCUCCCAUCGCUCAUAUCAAACAGCACAGCAGCAAGCCCGCCGGUGGGGGCCCCUGGUCAAAGGUGGUGAAGGAAGAGCCUGUGAUAGAUUAUUUUGACGUCCAGGACUAAAAUGAGGCAAAGAGGAAACAUCAGUCUACAUCUGCCAAAAAGCCAGAAAAACCUUGUUCAUUUGUGUUCAUUGAAGAUCAAUAAGAAUUCCUCUGGCUUCAAAAUCAAAUGAAAUUAUGUUUGGAAAUAUCUCUUAAGACGUGUUUGCCUCCUGGGAACACUUGGUAUACCUAGGAGGAGGAAUUUAAUUGAGUUCUCAUUGAAUUUAGAUAUUAAAGUCGAUCAAGCCUUGCACAGAUUCUGAAGAUGCAUCAUUUUGAAAAGCUCCUGAUUGUUUUCUUUCUCUCCUUUGUAUACAACAAGUCGCUAAUUGAACCUGACUUAAUAAAAAGUGAAGUCUUCCUUAUUGAAAAGA